Molecule: messenger RNA, 1047 nt
Organism: Ctenocephalides felis (cat flea)
Lineage: Eukaryota; Metazoa; Arthropoda; Insecta; Siphonaptera; Pulicidae
Product: guanine nucleotide-binding protein subunit beta-2-like
Exons: 10
Coding region: 1-1047 (348 amino acids)
Biological process (GO): G protein-coupled receptor signaling pathway
Cellular component (GO): heterotrimeric G-protein complex; cytoplasm
Molecular function (GO): signaling receptor complex adaptor activity; protein binding
Source: RefSeq, a predicted model, not a curated record
AUGGCACCAAAGGCAAACGAGGAGUUAAAAGCGUUGCAAACGGAGUUGAAUGAGUUAUUUGAGAAAAUUAAAGCUGAACAAGGUAAGGUAGCGGAUUGUACUUUUGAAGAAAAGUGCGGUGAUGUUCCAGCAUUGCCAAAAGUUAAAUUGUCGACCAAACGGUUGUUGAAAGGUCAUAUUAACAAAGUUAAUGCAGUGCAUUUUAGUGAUGAUUCCAGAAACUGUGUUUCAGCAUCAUUGGAUGGAAAACUAAUUAUUUGGGAUACAUGGACCAGUAAUAAAAUACAGAUAAUACCAUUACGCUCUUCAUGGGUUAUGAGUGUGGCUUUUGCACCUUCUGGAAAAUUUGUUGCUUGUGGAGGUAUGGAUAAUAUGUGUACAAUAUAUGAUUUGGAAAAUAAAGAUAGCUCUGGAAUCCCUAAAAUGGUUAGAGAGUUGGCAGGAUAUGAAGGAUUUUUGAGCAGCUGUAGAUUCCUUGAUGAUAAAAAUAUAAUAACUGGAUCAGGAGAUGCAAAAAUUUGUAAAUGGGACUUGGAAACUGGUCGCAAAACUGGUGAAUAUUUGGGCCACACAGGAGGAGUUGCUUGCAUAUCAUUGGCUUCGACCGGCUGCUACGUUACGGGUAGUGCUGAUAGCACUUGCCGUUUGUGGGACUUGCGCCAACCCAAAAUGGCAAAUUGCUUUUUUGGCCACUCGGCUGAUGUUAAUGGAAUUUGUUUUCAUCCAAAUGAACAAGCAUUUGUAUCGGCAUCCGAAGAUAAAUCUUCUAUCCUCUUUGAUGUAAGAUCAGACCAGCAACUAACAAAAAUAUCUUCUACAAAUCCAAAUGCUGGAUUCACAUCGUGUGCUGUGUCUCUAAGUGGUCGUAUUGCACUUUGUGGAUCAAUCGAUAAAAGUAUUCAUAUGUGGGAUCUGUUAAAAGGGCAGACCAUGGGUACAUUAUCGGGUCACGAAAAUAGAGUGACAUCAGUUUCUUUAUCAAAGAAUGGAAUGGCUUUAGCGUCUUGUAGCUGGGAUCAAAACGUGCGAAUUUGGCUCACCGCAUAA